CUUCUCUCAAGCUCACCGUCCUCAACCCCACCGGUCGCGUCUGGACAAUGGUCGCAGCGUCCAUCAUCUACAACGAUACCAUCGCAGCAGCCGGUUUCGCACAUGAACUCGCCAAAUAUGGUGAAUAGUGCACCAAGCGAGGGUCAGAGAGUCGAAUACGCAAAGACGAUCCUCGACCUACUCACGCGCCCACCUCCCCGCCCUGAUGGCAAGAUCCUCCUGGUAUCGCAAACUUCACCAAUGCAGUUCCAACCUUCAAGGGCAUUAUCCAGGCAUUUACAUCCUACAAACCUCAACUCAGUGCACACAAUGCCAAGAUCUAUGUCCGUCAUAGCGGUCCCAACUGGCAAGCAGGUCUUAAAGCCAUCCGUCUACUUGACGAACCCCUCGGCAUCCCCAUCCGUGUCUUCGGCCCCGAUACCCAUAUCACCGAAAAUCAUGCCCAUUGCCCUCGGCCUCAAAUCCACAACAAGCUCGACAGCACUCACAAGCAUCCCCGCUGUCGCACCCGGCAUCCCCAAGAUCUCACCCGCAGCUCCCGAGCCCGGGGCCAGCAAUGUCAGAACCAUCUACGCAGACACGAUGUCGUCGUCCGUUUCGAUUCCGCCAACAGCACCAAGGGGUCCAGGCCCGCAUACAGACCAUUCGACGAAGACACCUGCAGCUUCGUCUAGGGUCUCCAGCCACGCGCCAUCCAGGGAAUGUCGGACUUCGACUACAGCUGUAAACACGCACCCCUCCAUUGGCAACUAUGAUUUACCCCUUUGGUGGACACCACAUCCAGAAAUUCUACUGGGGCACACAAGCACCCCGACGUCGAUGUCGUCGUCAACUUCGCGUCCAGCAGAAUUGUGUAUAGCAGCACGAUGGAGUGUUUUUGGGUACGAGAGUAUCAAGGCCAUCGCGUUGAUCGUUGUGGGUGUGCCAGAAUUCCGGGUGAGGGAGAUUCUGUGGAAGGCAAAGGAGAAGGGUGUGUUGAUCAUUCCUGCUACUGUUGGAGGGAUCAAACCUGAUUGCUUUAGGAUUGAAAACUCUGGAGGGUGCGUUCUCUCCUUUGUGUUCGACUCGCGCUGACCUGAACAUCUUACAGCAUGAUGGACACGUUGUUUUGCCCAAUGGGACAGUGACUGAUAUCACAGAUUCCACAAAUCCAGAUCUGUUCUUUGCGUUGCGGGGGGGAUUCAACAACUUUGUGCGUAGCGACAA
Molecule: messenger RNA, 1206 nt
Organism: Suillus subalutaceus
Lineage: Eukaryota; Fungi; Basidiomycota; Agaricomycetes; Boletales; Suillaceae
Exons: 5
Coding region: 103-1074 (323 amino acids)
Biological process (GO): fatty acid biosynthetic process; tricarboxylic acid cycle; acetyl-CoA biosynthetic process
Cellular component (GO): cytosol
Molecular function (GO): ATP citrate synthase activity
Source: RefSeq, a predicted model, not a curated record